AUGUCUACAAACCAGAGUGUAUUUGUGGAUUUCCUUAUAUUGGGAUUGACAGAUCUACCUAACAUAACAGUUCCCCUCUUUAUAGCCCUUCUUCUUAUGUACAUGCUUACUUUGAUGGGAAAUUUGGCCAUUAUUUUGAUUGUACAGCUAGACAACAAUCUCAACACACCAAUGUACUUCUUCUUAGAAAAUUUAUCCUUCUUAGAUAUCUGCUAUACAUCAACAACAAUGCCAAUAAUGCUAGAGAUGCUCCUAGUUGACCGUAGAGCACUAUCCUUUUUAGCGUGUGCAUUCCAAAUGUAUUUUUUUGUUGCCUUUGUGGGCACUGAGUGUGUUCUGCUUGCAAUAAUGUCCUAUGACCGUUUCCUAGCUAUAUGUCAUCCCCUCCGUUAUUCUACUUUCAUGAAUAAAAAUGUUUGCAUUGCUUUGGCCGGCAUAUCUUGGUUCUGUGGCUUUAUGAAUUCUGUAGUUCACACAGUCUUCACUUUUCGUCUACACUUUUGUCAUUCCAACAGGAUAAAUUAUUAUUUCUGUGAUAUACCUCCUCUUCUUGUCUUAUCCUGUGAUGACACGUCUGUCAAUGAAACCUUAUUACUCACCAUAGGUGUUUUCAUAGGAUGGACACCUUUUCUCUGCAUUAUUAUCUCAUACAUUUACAUUAUUGGAACUGUAUUGAAAAUCAAGAAUUGUCAUGGAAGACAGAAGCCAUUCUCAACCUGUAUUUCUCAUCUAACAGUGGUGGCAUUAUAUUACGGUAGUGCAAUUUUCAGCUAUGUGAGACCUGUCUCCACCUAUUCAAUGAAAAAGGACAAAUUGAUCUCAGUUUUAUAUGGUAUUGUGACUCCAAUGUUAAACCCAGUAAUAUACACUUUAAAGAACCAGGAUGUCAAGAAAGCAAUCAAAAGGCAAAUGACUUUAAGGAAAAAAUAA
Molecule: messenger RNA, 930 nt
Organism: Hyla sarda
Lineage: Eukaryota; Metazoa; Chordata; Amphibia; Anura; Hylidae
Product: olfactory receptor 5V1-like
Exons: 1
Coding region: 1-930 (309 amino acids)
Biological process (GO): G protein-coupled receptor signaling pathway
Cellular component (GO): membrane
Molecular function (GO): G protein-coupled receptor activity; olfactory receptor activity
Source: RefSeq, a predicted model, not a curated record